UAUUUUUUUUUUUUUUUGCUUUCCGAGGCCCAAAUCUCGGCCGAAUUUUUAGCAAAACAAAAUUGGUCGAUGACCAGACGUUUUUCGUCGCAUCGGAGGGGAGAAAAAUGGCUCGGGCGAUCACGUACAUCACCGGCUCUCAGCUUCUCUCUCUCAAACGCCGACCAAACAUCGCCGUCGUGGAUGUCAGGGAUGACGAGAGGAGCUCCGACGGGCAUAUAGCUGGAUCUCUUCACUUUGCUAGCGGUACGUUUCUGGACAAAUUGCCUGCUCUCGUUGAAGCUACUAAGGAUAAGGAUACUCUUGUUUUCCAUUGCGCUCUCAGUCAGGUUCGCGGACCUAAAUGUGCCCGGAGAUUUGCAGAGUAUCUUGCUGAGGCGAAAGACAUUGGAGCGAAAAAUAUACUGGUUUUGGAACUAGGAUACAACGGUUGGGAAGCUUCGGGUCGACCCGUCUGCCGCUGCUCGGAGGUUCCCUGCAAAGGAAAGUGAGUGAGAGCUCAAGCCUCUCCCAGGAAAGGAAAUCAAGAUGAAAUAACAAGGACAAAAGAACACAAGAAUUUGGUAACGCAGUUCGAUUACGAUGAUCUACGUCUGGGGGCGCUGCCAAGCCAGGAAUUUUACUAUAAAAUAAGCAGGCACAUGUUAAAGUGAGAAUACAUGGAUAUUUAUAGCCUAAGUUUUUGAUAAUAAUAUCCAAAUCAUAUCUCUAAAAUCUAAAAUAUAAU
This is a messenger RNA of Andrographis paniculata, 727 nucleotides long. RefSeq names its product dual specificity phosphatase Cdc25. Gene Ontology annotation, cellular component: cytoplasm; nucleus. The coding region runs from base 108 to 491 and encodes 127 amino acids. Lineage: Eukaryota; Viridiplantae; Streptophyta; Magnoliopsida; Lamiales; Acanthaceae. The transcript is spliced from 4 exons. The record is from RefSeq and is a predicted model, not a curated record. Gene Ontology annotation, molecular function: protein tyrosine phosphatase activity.